Messenger RNA from Neurospora tetraspora, 1685 nucleotides. RefSeq lists its product as uncharacterized. The transcript has a single exon. Gene Ontology annotation, cellular component: cytoplasm. Gene Ontology annotation, biological process: import into nucleus. The record is from RefSeq and is a predicted model, not a curated record. Lineage: Eukaryota; Fungi; Ascomycota; Sordariomycetes; Sordariales; Sordariaceae. Bases 495 to 1223 code for a protein of 242 amino acids.
CAAAAGUCAAACCCUUGCAAUAACCGUUUCUGAAUCGCUUCUCAACUAUGGAACACUGUCACAUAAUUUACAGAUGACAUCUUGCUUCGUUCGAUGUGCUCAUCACAUUCGUACUAAACUCGGAAAAAGUGAAAUUAACGGGAACUCGGAGAUUAUCAUGUUUUUAUCUCCGUGAGUUAAGCUUCAUGUAGUUCGCCGACUCCGAAAAUCAUGGAGCAAUAUUUGACCGUAGGCAACGAACUUGAGCCAUCAUCAUAUGGCAGUCUAUCCUAGCGCCGUUACCUGAAUGAAUGUUGUCCCCACAUUUUCCUAUCAAACGGUUCCUCCCCUCCAUGCUCGCGUGGUUCAACACCCCACUGAGAUUUCAUCAUCUUGAAGAGCUCCCUUUCAACUCAUCCCCGUAGCUCUUCACCCUCUCUUACCACCAUCACGAACUUACUUCAACCACCAGCUAACCUACCAUAACACACAAACACCAAUACAAACAACACAACAUGUCAACCUCCUCAACCACCUCCACCGCCAUAAUCGGCUCAACCGGCCUCGUCGGCUCCCACAUCCUCUCCACCUUCCUCACCUCGCCCACCACCACCUCCCAAAUCCAAACCAUCUCCCGCCGCGCCCCCCCGAACCCAACCAACUCCUCCCUGCUCUCGCCCACCGUCAACAGCGACACCUCAACCUGGCCCACCCUCCUCUCCUCCCUCGUCCCCCUGCCCACAACCGUCAUCUCCUCCCUGGGCACCACCCGCGCCGCCGCCGGCGGCAUCGCCAACCAGUGGAAGAUCGACCACGACCUCAACGUGGACCUGGCCAAAGCCGCCAAACAAGCGGGCGUCAAGAACUUUGUCUUUGUGUCCUCUGGUGGAAUGCGGGGACCGUUGAGCACCAAGUUUCCUUAUGCGCAGAUGAAGGUCGGGGUGGAGGAUACGAUUCAGAGUCUCGAUUUCGAGCAUGGAAUUAUCCUCAGGCCUGGGUUGAUUUUGGGGGAGAGGGAGAAGGCGCAGCAUGCGGGUCAGGGAUUGUUGUAUGGGGUUGUGAGGGGAUUGGGCAGGUGGGUCAGCUUGGGCGUGCAGGAUCGGUUUGCGCAGGAGGCGGAGGUGAUUGCGAGGGCGGCGGUCAAGGCGGUGAGGAUGGUGGAGGAGGGGAAGGCGCCGGGGAAGUGGUGGGUGUUGGAGCAGGAUGACAUUGUCAAGUUGGGGAGGGAUGAGUGGAAGGAGUAAGGAGGGUGUUUAGGAAGAGAUCCACCGCGGGAUAUGACGUGGGAAGGGAGGGAAUCGAUCGGCCACAAAGCUUUCUAUCAGUGUCGAGCUUUGAGGGCUAUAGGUUGUGAGAGUAAUGGCAGGUAUCGAAGGGGGAAAUGGUGUAUGAAUGGAGACGACCUAGGCGUUGAGCACGACACAGAUUUUGAGUUCAAGUCAGAGUAGUUGUGCUACUAGGUUUUCACCUUCCUCAGGACAAUGGACCAGUCCAACCGGAAUGGAAGCGUCAAGGCUGGCUGCAUGGAGACGCAACGUGAUUGGUUUAGGAGGGCGUGUACAAAACCCGUCUCAACUGAAAGAGGUCAUGGCAUGAAGUGGAUCGUCGUCAAUGUGAGGGCUGCUCAUAUAUAUGAGGAUAAUGUGGGUUACGAUGUUGUGGCCUUGGAAAUAGGAAGACACAAUGGGUUGUGGUUGUCCAACGGU